ACUUAUGGGGGCCGUCACCUGUGACAUCGCGGUUAGGUUUCCGUUACUUUGCAUUAUUUGUUGAUCAGGCGACCAGAUUUACCUGGGUGUACUUCUUGCGGCAGAAUUCGGAACUGUUGACAGUAGCUCGUGAAUUUGUGCAGAUGGUGUCGACUCAAUUUGGUAAGGUAAUUAAGAUCUUGCGAUCCGAUCCAGGUGGUGAAUUCUCGUCAAAUUCACUAAUGGAUCUAUUUCGAGACCGUGGCAUACUUCAACAACUAUCAUGUCCGGGAGUUUCACAACAGAACGGACUGGUCGAAAGAAAGCAUCGUCAUGUUCUUGAGCUUACUCGAGCUAUAUUAAUUCAUUCACAGGUGCCAUCGGGAAUUUGGGUUGAAGCAGUGCAUACAGUUGUUUAUUUGAUCAAUAGACAUAUUACAUCGACUCUCCAACAUCAUAGUCCGUAUCAAGCUCUUUAUUCUUGUCUCCCCAACUAUGGCUGGUUGCGUGUGUUUGGAUGCAUAUGCUAUGUGCUGGUAUCCCGACGAGAGCGAACUAAACUCACUCCCAAAGCUGUCAAGUGUGUAUUUAUCGGUUACAGCGAUAAACACAAAGGCUAUGUAUGCUAUGAUGUGGCUAAAAGACGAGUCCGUAUAUCAUGUCAUGUUAAAUUUCUAGAGCAUCAAUCAUAUUAUGGCUCGUCGAACACCUACCCGGAUGGUUCGGAACUAGAUUUCUUGAAGGAUACUUGGUCUCUUGAUGCUGAAGCUACAAUGGACACGCCAGCUGAUCCGGCCGAGGAUAAUGAUCCGGAUUCGCCUAAUCCCAGUUCCACGUCCUCCACGACUUCGUCAACUUCGUCCAGCUCCACUUCGGCAACUUCGAUGAGCUCGCCAGUAUUUACCUCCUCCUAGGAUGAUGAGAGUUCACCGACCUCACCAAAUUCAUCACCAACGUCACCCUCUUCCUUUUCGUCCAAUAACUUGUCUUCUCCUGGGUCAUCUAUAUCCCCAAUUCCCUUUGAGACGGCCCAACCUAAUGAGGAGCCAAUCUUGCGACGCUCCACUCGCAUUACCAGAGGUAAACCACCAAAUCGUCACAAUGAUUUUGUGUCUUACUCUACCUCUCCUGUUUAUGUCCCAGCAACAUACAAACAGGCCAAAGGCAUUGAACGGUGGGAGAAGGCAAUGGACGUCGAGAAGGAUGCUCUUGAAGCAUCACACACAUGGGACUUGGUUAAGCGCCAACCUGACAUGUCGGUCAUUGGGUGUAAGUGGGUGUAUACACUUAAGAUGCUGCCCGAAGGUACGGUGGAAAGAGAAAAGGCGAGGUUGGUAGCUCAAGGGUUUCGACAAGAGUACGGUGUCGAUUAUGAAGAAACCUUUGCACCGGUGGCAAAGAUGCAGACUGUACGGAGUUUACUGGCGGUAGCAGCAAUGAAGGAAUGGCGGUUAUUGCAGUUAGAUGUGAAAAAUGCAUUUUUGCAUGGGGAUUUAAAAGAGACUAUCUACAUGGAACGACCACCGGGCUAUACACGAGGGGACGAUACUAUGGUCUGUCGUCUACGCCGCUCUCUGUACGGUCUAAAGCAAGCUCCCCGGGCGUGGUUUGAGAAGUUCCAUGCUACCAUUUUACAUGCUGGUCUGGUGCAGAGCGAGAAUGAUCCAUCCCUCUUUCUUCGGUCGACUAGUAGAGGUAUUACAGCACUUCUGAUCUAUGUAGAUGACAUGGUGGUGACAGGAGAUGAUAGUGUUGGUAUUGAGGAAUUGUUGUUGGUACUACGCUCGGCAUUUAAUCUUAAAGAACUUGGGGAUCUCUCUUACUUUCUUGGCUUGGAAAUUCAUAGGUCUACUGCAGGUAUUCAUGUCGGACAAAGGAAAUAUAUUGUUGACUUGCUCGAGGAAGCUCAGAUGGAUGAUUGUCUCCCCUGCAACACACCCAUGGAACAAAAUCUCAAACUACGGCAGCUGGAGGGUGAUUUACUGUCGGAUGGCUCCCUAUAUAGGAGUAUUGUGGGUAGUCUCAUCUAUCUGACACAUACCCGACCUGACAUAUCUUAUCCUGUACAGAUUGUAAGUCAAUUCAUGUCGGCACCGCGCAAACCUCACUGGUUGGCUGUUCAGCGAAUAUUGAGAUACUUACGUGGCACUCAGGAGGUUGGUUUGCUAUUUCCAACUGGAGGUGCCUCGAUUCUUGAAGCUUAUUCAGAUGCAGACUAUGCUGGUUGUCAAGACACACGCCGUUCUACCUCUGGCUGGUGCGUCAAGAUUGGAAAUUCAUUCAUAUCUUGGCGGUGUAAGAAGCAAGAUCGGGUAUCAAAGUCAUCUACAGAAGCUGAAUACCGAUCCAUGAGUGAAGUGUCUUCUGAGAUUGUGUGGUUGCGCAGGCUGUUAGCGGAGCUCGGGGUUACUUGUCAGGAUCCAGUUCGGCUAUACGUUGACAAUACGAGUGCUAUCUGUAUUGCAACUAAUCCGGUGUUACACGACAGGACAAAGCAUAUUGAAGUGCACGUUCAUUACGUUCGACAACUUGUAGCCGAAGGAACUGUGGAACUCACCUAUAUCACUUCAGAAGACCAAACAUCGGAUCUUUUAACUAAGGCCGUGUCUACUUCACGUCACUGGUUUCUAGCACACAAAUUGAUGUUGCGUCAGCUACAUCAAUUUGAGGGAGGGUGUUAGAAGUAUAGGUAUCAAUUUGUAAUUGUACAAUAAGUGACGUAAGAAGGGGUUAGGGUUAUAGGUUAGCUGAGUAUAUAUAUGAGUUGUGAUGGCUGACCUAUGUAUCGACUACAGUGAAUAAUAUCGAUCUCUGCCUUGUGCCGUGGACUAGUCUUGACGAUACUCGUCAAGGAAACCACGUAAAUCCGGUGUCCCUCUUCUCUCGUAUUUGUGUUGAUUAUUAUCAUCAUGGUUCUUAUCAGAAGCAUGCAUAGAGAAAGAGAGGGAGUCGUUGGAAUUCACCACACGCUUUCUUCGUCAUUGAAGGCUCUGAUACCAUGUCAUGAACCAACUAGUCUCAAUAAUUUGAAUUGUUGUGGGAUGUUCGAUUAUGAAUUUUAUAUACCAUUUACUAACACAUUCUACUUUUUUUUGUCACGUAUCCUGACGAAUGACCACGGCACUCUAGUACUUAAGAUCAAAGAUCAUUAGAAGUGAAUCUAGACAUUUUCAUCAAUGAAUGAAUGAAUGAUAUAUCCCAUGCAAUUAAUUAGUCUAGGGGAAGAAACAUUCAUGGAAAAAGUAUCAUUAACAAAGAUGAUUACUAGGAAGAUGUAACAUCUUAGUUAAUAAAGUGGUGGGUUAUGCCAAUUGUAGGCUUAAGUUUUUUUUUUUUUUAAUAAUAACCUUGCUCGGCUCUUAUUCUUAAAGGCGAGAAUUUGCCAAUCAUGUACGAACGUAUCCGGAAAAUAUCGUAUCUUUUUCGACCCAAAACAGAUUAACAGUAAUAAUGUCUCGCGAAAAAGAUUAAACUGCUAAUUAGAUUUCUUUUUUCCCCUCGGUAUUUGAUCGAUGAAGACAAUAACUUUUGGUUAGUUUAACUUUUAUUGCUUUUCUGUGGAAAAAAAACCAUUUUAAUUCUUGUCUUCCAUUGACAAACUAGCACCACUACAAGUGUCCAAAAUUGUAUUUCGUUUGAAGCUGCUGGGAGCGGAUUGGCCGCCUCUCAACAGUCUGCAGGCUCUAUUGGCUCCUCCACUCCAUAUAUCUCUCCAAUUGUACAAUAUAUUAGAAUUAAAGAGAAGGAAACUCUGUUUACUGAAAGCAACACUCGUAUAUAUUGGUAGACAUGAGACGACCAAAACGAAAUUCGGGGGCUUCUGAAUUUCGUCUCGACUUGUAUAUUGGUGGCACCGAAGAAAUUAAGCUAAUUAACCCGGUCGUGAUAGCGGACAUUUUUGUUGGUUUAUUGGUUUGCCUGCUUAGAUUGAUUGAUGCCGAGACUGGACGUAGACAAUGUAAGAGGUAACACAUGCAAAUGACAAUUGGAAUGGUCCAAGUUGGAAACAUGAGGAAUUGGAAUUUGGCAGUUCAAUUUGAGGGGUGAAUGUUGGUUUUUUUGAUGAUGAGGGUUAAUUGGAACUUGCCAUGAAGUCAAACAAGUUCGUCUCAUAUUGUUAGUUUGUUACUAUAUGUAUGCUAGUGACGGCAAGCAUUUCAAGAACAUGUAGUCCAUCCCUCGAAUAUAUCACAGGUAAAAUG
Linum trigynum is the source of this 4181-nucleotide messenger RNA. NCBI's taxonomy places the organism in Eukaryota, Viridiplantae, Streptophyta, Magnoliopsida, Malpighiales, Linaceae. The record is from the annotation of a GenBank genome assembly.